Messenger RNA from Solanum dulcamara, 874 nucleotides. RefSeq lists its product as uncharacterized. NCBI's taxonomy places the organism in Eukaryota, Viridiplantae, Streptophyta, Magnoliopsida, Solanales, Solanaceae. The record is from RefSeq and is a predicted model, not a curated record. The transcript has a single exon. The coding region runs from base 337 to 804 and encodes 155 amino acids.
CUCCAUCGUCUAAACAUUAGCCUAUUCAACCUUAAAUUGUCGCUCAUUUAUUACACUGUUUAUAGCUACGUACUACUACUUCUUCUACACAAUUUUUAGACGAAAAAUAUAGAAUCCAUGGCCGUCCCCUACAUAAUAAAGUUCAGAUCUCACCUUCUAUCUCCAUGUUUCCUUCUUUUCUUAACCUCAACCCUUUUUCUUUCGGACCUUUCAAUCAAUUGAUACGAUUUCGAAGAGUUAUUUUUGUUAAAACUUAUGCAAUUUCGAGAUAAAAACAUUUAAAAAUAAAUAUUCGAUUAAAUUAUUUUUUUUGGUUAUCCAUUUAGAUUUAUUUCAAUGGCGACCCUGCAAAAAUUCAAGCUAUUAGCCACUCAAUGUGCAGUAGCGGGGAGUCCAACUCGAAGUCCAACAACUAGCCCAGUCAUUCACCUCCGUCGCCGGAAGACUCUUCGUAUGCUCCUCAGCCGCGGCGGCGGCGGCGGAGGACGUGGAGGUGGAAGUGGUAGUCCGCUGUUGCCUGAAGAUGAUGCUUCGCCGGAACGGAUUUCCGGCGAUGGAGAUUCUCCGGAUAAAGGAAAGGAAAUUGUAGGAAGCCACAAGCUUAAGGAUUUAUUCGUUUCGUCUCCUCCAUCGCUGGAAAAUUCGAGACGGGAAUUUUCGCCGGAAAUUGAUGGUGCCGGCGGUAGUAUUGGAUCGGCGGUUAGGAGAAUCGGAGUCCGUUCAAUUCGGCCGUUGUCGGCGACAUUCCGGCAACGGUUGCUUAGAAGGGUUUGGCGACCUAUGCUUGUGAGUAUACCUGAAUAAUUAAAAUUGAAGAGGUGAUUAAUGAAUAAUAAAUGAAGUUUUGAAUCAUAUUUCAUUUCUAUUUUUCAGA